This is a messenger RNA of Puntigrus tetrazona (Sumatra barb), 1708 nucleotides long. RefSeq names its product dynein axonemal heavy chain 2-like. Gene Ontology annotation, cellular component: dynein complex. The record is from RefSeq and is a predicted model, not a curated record. Bases 1 to 1617 code for a protein of 538 amino acids. Gene Ontology annotation, molecular function: minus-end-directed microtubule motor activity; dynein light intermediate chain binding; dynein intermediate chain binding. Lineage: Eukaryota; Metazoa; Chordata; Actinopteri; Cypriniformes; Cyprinidae. Gene Ontology annotation, biological process: microtubule-based movement. The transcript is spliced from 11 exons.
AUGAAUGGUCUGUUCACACCAAGAGCGAAACGAAUAUCUGUCAGGCUGAUCGACAACCGAUUCACGUUGGUGGAUUUCUCCUUCUCUCUCCAGAAACUGGCCCACAUAUUGAACAGCAUUAGCUCUCAGCUCAUCAAGACAAUGUCAGGCUUCAAACGUCUGCCAGACCUGCUGACCCGCCAGUACUCGCAGCGAAAACCUAUUCACAGCAUCAUCGAGCAAGAUGAAGAAAUCUGCAAGAUCCAGGCAGCCAUAGCUGCAGGAAUGGUGACUAAUGCAUCUUACCUGCAGACCUACCUGAAGACCUGGGACAAACACAGAGAGAUCUGGGAAAUCGAAAAAGACAGCUUUAUACAGCGUUACCAGCGGCUCAACCCUACAGUAACCUCCUUUGACGCUGACAUAGCCAGAUACACAGAGGUGGCGAAUAAUGUCCAGAAGGAGGAGACAGUGUUAAGUUUGCAGUUUGUGUUGUUGGACUGUUCUCCACUCAAAUUCUCUCUGUUGCAACACUGUAACGAGUGGCAGAGCAAGUUCACACAGCUGCUCAGCCUUAUGGCCAGUGCCAAACUAAAGGAAUUGCACAGCUUCCUGCAGAAAAACACUCUCAGGGUGUCUCAGCCUCCUCAGACUCUGCCGGAGUUGGGAGAGAGUCUAAAACUUCUGGAAACUCUGCAGGCAGAUUUGAGUAAGAUAGAAAUUCAGAUUCCGCCCAUCCACGAGCAGUUUGCCAUCCUUGAGAAAUACGAGGUUGCCGUCGACCCCGCUGUGUUGGAGUUGCUGGAGGCUCUGAAUUCAGAGUGGGUGUGGUUCCAGCAGGUUGUGAUUGACAGUGACAUCAUGUUAAAGAAACACAAAGACAUGAUGAAGAGUGGGCUGAUCCUCUCCUCUGAGGAGUUUAAGAAGAAGACACAAUCUGCCCUGCAGAGCUUCAAUAGCAAUGGUCCAUUUGGCAGCAGUGUAGCCCCAGAUUCUGCACUGCAGCAGGUGUCAGAGCUGCGUGCCCAGUUGGGGGCUCUUAAAGAAGAGCAGCAGAACAUACGCUACGGUCUCAACAUCUUUAAUAUUGAACAACCGGCCUCUAAAGACAUCCUCACUCUUGAGAAGGACAUGAAUUACCUGCAGCAGGUAUGGGAGAUCGCCCAGCAGUGGGAAGCUCUGUGGGAUGAGUGGAAGUGGGGUCACUUGGCCUCUCUGCAGACCGAGGCCAUAGAUAACACUGCCCAGAACAUGUUCAAGAAACUCCACACACUCAGCAGAGAGUUCAAGGACAAGCACUGGGAGGUUGUAGAGUUCUCUAAGAGCAGGAUCGUGCAGUUUAAGAAAAUCAUCCCGCUGAUUACAGACCUCAGAAAUCCAGCCAUGAGAGAGAGACAUUGGGAUCAAAUAAGGCAAGAAGUGCAGCAAACAUUUGACCCGACCAGUGCAGACUUCACUCUGGAGAAGAUUGUGGCUUUGGGCCUGGACCACCAUGCAGAGCGGAUCAGUGACAUAUCAGGAGCGGCCAGCAAAGAGCUCUCAAUAGAACAGACCCUGGAAGGCAUCACAAAGACAUGGGAGGAAACAUCCCUGGACAUCACACCCUACAAAGACAAAGGUCACCACAAACUGAGGUGAGGAGCCAGAGGUUCCAGAAGGUCAAACGUCUAAAGGUUGCAGAGGUGCUCAAUAAGCAGAAUCUUAAAAAGAUGAUAAUGAUGAUUCAGCA